UUACAAGGUGCAUACGGCAUGGCGCGUAGUCGCGUACCGUUCUCUGUAUGCAGGCAGCACAGCAGUUGUACUUUGGAAUGUCAAGAGCACAAGACGCGAUAUUAUGGCAAAGUUAACUUGAUGUUGCAUUAAAUAUGCCAAAUAACGCCAUCAUGCCUGGUUUAACUCACGUCUGAACAAUUUAAAACCAACAUUUCACCCAGUGUGCGGCUAUAUUGAUCGUGAGAAGCAGCCCAGCGCGGAGGCUGGAAACAUGAUUAUGGACUCCUCGACUCCAUUAAGCAAUGGAUUCUUAUCGGAUCAUGAUGCGGCAGCAACAGCCGAUAUGAUGGCGUCCACGUCCAGCGCGCCAACUGGCCACAGCUGGUCCACUGUCAAUGGAUCCGCGUCGUCCUUUCAGCAUGUUGAUCUGCUGGCCGUGCUGGAUGUGCUAGUGCGAAAUGGGACGCUGAGCUCGUCCGAGCAACAGGUUGUGUUACAGGAGAUGACGGAAGAGAAACGGUGGCAAGCGAUUUUACAGAUGGUGUAUGCGAAAGGAUUCACGGCCAUGGAGAGCUUUUUCAGGUUGACCGCCAUGCAGCAGCCCAUAAAUAGCCAAACAGGAAGUGGCAUGCGAGCUAAUUUUGGAUUCCUGCCUAAUAGCGGUUUGAACAUGAUGGGUGGAGUGACCGGAAGCGGCGUGGCUAAUCAGCGGGAUCAGCCGUCGUCCUCCUCCUCCACCAUCGACACGCUGACCCACAGCUCAACCGGAUCGGACCACAGUCCAGUGCAGUCCACAGCGCAGCACCAUCGCAGCUCAUCCUCAUCAGGAUUUCAUGAGCACACUGUGCCCGCGGCGGAGCCGGGACUGCAGGAGGAAAUCAGUAAGGCCAUGGAGGAGCGAUACGGUACCAACAACAUGCUAUUACGUCCCCAUGACACAGUGGAUACCAUGGUUGGACCCAAAACAACCUUACCGACCAUUCCGGAAUCCCUGACGGCUGUGGAUGUCAAUGGAUACGCGCUCAAGUCACCCAAGACAUCCAACCGUAAUCUGGACCACGCAUCAUCAUCGCUGGCCGGAAACAGUAUGGUCGCUCAGCUGCUGGCACUGUCCACGUCCAAAUCGUCAAAUUACGUUAACGCCGGUCCAUCCAUGGAUUCGGCUGGCCAGGACACUAUCGAUUCAGUGGGAAUGAUGCCGGGCGGCACAGGGGCAUCCACGGGACUGAACGAAGAGAAUGACCAGUGGGAGCUAACGGAGAUCACCCUGUCCAAGCUGCCACCCUAUGGAUUUGGGAUAGCGGUCAGCGGUGGUCGGGAUAACCCGCAUUUUGCCAAUGGUGACCCGUCCAUCGCCGUCUCCGAUGUAUUGAAGGCUGGGCCGGCGGAAGGCAGACUAUUUAUUAAUGAUCGCAUUAUCCGUGUUAACGGCAUCAGUCUGGAGAAUGUGGAUUAUUCUUAUGCUGUUAACAUCCUGAAGGACUCUCCUCCGACCGUUUGCCUCUUGAUCAAACGCCGUGUGGCCCUUCCCACACCCACAACUCCUUCGCGCUACGCACCCACUUCCUACGCGGUCACUCUCAACAAACCGCAGUCGAGCAGCAAGAAGAAAGACGACUACAAUGGCCUCGUCCUGGGCUGCAUCCUCUACGUUAAGGACAUCACCAACCGGUCGUUGGCCGAUGCUCACGGUAUCCAGAUCGGCGAUACGGUGCUGCGGAUCGGCACAACACCUGUUGAUCAUCUGACGUUCCAUGAAGUGAAGAAAGUGCUGGAGAAACGCCAGAAGGACCGUUUGACCAUGGUGUUUCAGCGACCACGGGGCACGCGCUCGGUACUGGGGCAUAAUGCUCUGAUGGCCUCGUCGUCCAGCAAUCCCAAUACGCCGCCGAUUAGCCAGCACCGUCGGCAGAGCAGUCAGAAUGUUUAUACGGAAUUACCCACCAAAACCGAUAAUCAUGUCAGGCAGAAGUCCGUCGAUUCGAUGGAUGGCAAGCUGGUUAAUGCGGUUAAUAGAGGCGAACGUUCUCACCAUGCUGUUCGUUCAGCGUCAAUGAAUUUGAACCUAAAUAAGACGGAAAUUUCAUCUCCGCUGGCCGUGCAGCGAGUAGCCAUUCCCGUAUUGCCACCGAAAGCGCUUCCGGAUGGACCAACCUCGUCCGGAAACCGCUCAGAAGGCAGCGGUUUUCCAAUUACGUCGCCUUAUACGCAUACACAAUUUUCCAACAAACCGACUACGGAAAGCCCACACGAUGCUAUUUCGCUGUCGUCUGACUGGCGCUUUCCUGAUCCGCGAUUUGUCUCCUUCCGGAAGGACAGCAGCGUUGGAGUGGGGCUUCGCUUAACGGGUGGGAACGAUGCAGGCAUCUUUGUGGCGGCUUCUUCACCAGGCAGCCCGGCAGCCAUGGCAGGCCUGAUUCCCGGCGAUAAAAUUCUUAAGGUGAACGAUAAGGACAUGAAAGGUGUGACGCGUGAAGAAGCGGUGCUGUUCCUGCUGCACUUGAGUGAGCAAAUUGAAAUGGUUGUGCAACAUCGGAAACAGGAGUUUGAUUACAUAAUCGCCAAUCAAAUAGGCGAUUCGUUCUAUAUCAGAACUCAUUUUAUAUAUGAUCCGGAUAAUAAGAAUGAUCUGUCUUUUCAACCGGGAGAUGUCUUUCGUGUUUUGGACACCCUGCACACCGGCAGUGUCGGCACGUGGUUUGUGGCCAAAUUGUCGGCCAACAAAGUGGAAUCGGUGAAAGGCAGCGUGCCAAAUGCUGUGCGGGCUGAGGAGCUGUCCAAAAUUGUGCGAAAUGGACCAAAAUCAUCAAAACCCUACACAAAUACAUUGGCUGACCGUAUCCGUCGGCGGAGUCGACGAGCGAAAUCACUGACUAAAGACCAGUGGGAAGAAGUAGCUUUUGCCGGUGUCGAGACGAAAUUCCCCGCGUAUGAACGUAUCGUGUUGAAGAUGCCGCACUUCCAGCGACCAGUGGUCUUUUACGGCCCGCUAGCCGAUAUUGCUCGAGAAAAAUUAGUCCAAGAAUUUCCAGAACGUUAUGCUGCUCCUCGUACGUCCUGCUUCUUAUUUCUCUGUAUACUGUUAAAGUAAAGUGUGAAAUUUCUCAUGAUUUUAGAACUCGAUGCAGGCAACGGUGAAGAUAAACCCGGCAUUAUCCGGCUGAGUGUCAUUCGGCAAACCAUGUCACUGAACAAGCACUGCGUUGUCGAUUUGACCUGCCAGGCUGUCGAUCGAUUGAACUUUGCUCAAAUGUAUCCCAUUGUGAUAUUUAUGAAGGCCGACAGUAAGGACGUGGUUAAAGAAAUUCGCUCAUCGGUUGAUCUCAAGCGAAAAAGCACAAAAAAGCUCAUUAUCGAAGCUCAGAAGCUGGAGAAACAAGCCGCAUUCCUUUUACUGGUAGGAAUGUCUAUCAAAAACAAGAACAGUUGGUUCCGCAGUGUGUGCGAGAUGAUCGAGCAGCAACAGCAGACACCAAUCUGGAUGACAGAAAAGCCGCCGGAGAACGCCCUGGCAGACGACUUCCUUUUCCCUAUGGCUUCCUCAUCACUGUACAGCUGCGCAUCGUCUGGACCGGAAAGUGACGCGGAGACACUGUACGAUGCGGCGCCGCCGCCUCCACCGCGGAGGAUAUCCCGCGAUGACGGGAUGACAGGCUCGACGCUGACGCAUGGUCGCUCGUCGGGAUUAGCGUCCAGUCGGUCCGUUCAUGCUGGGGUUAACGGAUUCAGUGAACCUUUGUACAAGGGCGCUCCCGUCAAUGACUCCAAGGAAAACCGUCCAAUGCUUCCCAGUUAUCAGAUGUCUCCGCGAAUUGAUACUAAUGAUCCUAAUAGCAGUGUCAAUAUCUUCGCAACGCUCCGCAUUCCGAAACCACCGAUGGCACCAGGAUCCAAUUUCUCACGUCGACCACGACCACCUCCCAUUACCAUGCCGCCACAAAUCGGCGACAGUUUCGAUCGGAAACCAAUUUCCAGUAUUAGCUUGGCCGAUCUUUCAAAUGGCACCAGUACAACCAAUGGCACACCGUCCACUUCCGGCACAUACGAAGAUCCGAAACACUACGAUCCGUAUCGUAUUUGUCGACCGACAACGCGCGGGCACUCCUUCACUUCUACCACAUUAGACCGGCAUUCACGUGCUGUUCAUAAUCAGGCUUCCUUUACUACGCCCGACCCACGGAUAUCUCCCAGUGCUGCCUCCACCAGCCCGAGUAAGAACAGCAGUGCCACGCAGUCUUCCGCCACCAGCAAUAACGGCUAUAUCAACGCCUCGGACAUUUACGUCCGGCAUCCGUCCAUUAAAGAGGAGCAGGCGCCGCCAUUGCCUCCUAAACCUAAGUAUCUGACGAACGGUCGGCUGAAGAUGGCACAGAAUGGACACGCCGAGAAUAUGUACGCAGAAACUGGAUUCGGUCAUGGCAGCAAUGCGGCCAAUGGAACAUACGGAAAAUUGCCGGCACGACCUGUUGCACAACGUUGCACUGCACGGCCAAUAUAUGUGGAUCAAACGGACACGUUGACGCAUCAGAAAACCAACGGCCACCGUCAGCAUGAUCUCAUGAAUUUCCCCUUUGUGGACGAUGAACGCGGAAUGUCCCCCAGUCAGAUGAACUUUCCUCCGCCACCCGAUGAUUUCCUCAGCUCACCCAAGAAACUGCAUGCUCCGGAUGUGAUUGAUGAAGUUCGCGGUUUCUUUGACCACAACGGAGGUAUGUUGGUAUCGGAAGAGACUGGCGUCAGUCUAAUCAUCCCACCGGGAGCACUGGCUCAUGGUGUCCGACAGGAAAUCUAUUUCAAAGUUUGCCGGGAAGAAAAUGUGAUAUCAACACUGAACAAGGAAAAGGGCGAACGACUCCUUUCUCCGUGUGUUCUGUGUGGACCAAAAGGGAUAUCCUUUUUGAAGCCGCUGGAACUGAAACUGCCACAUUCCGGCAAUAACAGUCCCGUCAGUGGGCACUACGGCGUAAAAAGUCCAUCCGCUCGAUCGAACGGCAUUCUAAUGGAUCGCAGUCAAAAUCUGCAGACGAAGCCGAACAGUCCUAAGUUCGCCGGUGCACAGGGAAGUGUGUCGGUGUAUGUGGAUCGGUUCUGAUUGUGAACAGCCACCGGCGUCCAUUCCGUUGCUUGUUUCCGCAUAGCAUAGCUUUAGAUGUAUACAUGGUUGGGUUUUUGUUUGCCUUUGCAUGGGUAGGUCCUUGUCUUUUCUGGUUGUUGAGAGCCUUAAAAAGGUUGCGAACCGGAUUGGUUUGUUAAGCAUUGUGCAAAGCGCAGCUAACACAUAAGCUUGUUAUUUCCUUCUGAAAACCUUUGUUAGAAAACGUUAUUGCUCGUUGUACGAGUAUAAUUGAGCCGAAGCGAAGCGUACACUAUAAAAGUCAGUUGCAUACCCAAACAGACUUUUGGAUGGUCUUCAGUUAUUUCUUGGUACUAGGAACGUUUGGUCGGUUAAAUUCACGUUAACAGGAGUAGCAAAUACAAGCAAAUAAACUUAAAACAGUACCGUUGUAUGAACAUGCUCCUGGUGCACCAUC
Paramacrobiotus metropolitanus is the source of this 5513-nucleotide messenger RNA. Its product is annotated as tight junction protein ZO-1-like. The transcript has 21 exons. NCBI's taxonomy places the organism in Eukaryota, Metazoa, Tardigrada, Eutardigrada, Parachela, Macrobiotidae. Gene Ontology annotation, cellular component: bicellular tight junction; plasma membrane. The record is from RefSeq and is a predicted model, not a curated record. Gene Ontology annotation, molecular function: cell adhesion molecule binding. Gene Ontology annotation, biological process: protein localization to cell-cell junction; cell-cell adhesion; cell-cell junction organization.